Molecule: messenger RNA, 2565 nt
Organism: Morone saxatilis (striped sea-bass)
Lineage: Eukaryota; Metazoa; Chordata; Actinopteri; Moronidae
Product: inositol-3-phosphate synthase 1-A-like
Exons: 11
Coding region: 201-1859 (552 amino acids)
Biological process (GO): phospholipid biosynthetic process; inositol biosynthetic process
Cellular component (GO): cytoplasm
Molecular function (GO): inositol-3-phosphate synthase activity
Source: RefSeq, a predicted model, not a curated record
UGGCUAAUCAACUGCGUAGUCAGUCAGAGGAGCAGGCAAUACGCAGUACGCCGCACUUUUAAAACAGAGAGACUGGAAACUUCCAUGCAAACAGACGAAUAACUAUCAGCGAGACACACACACCGGGGACCGACUUCAUUUGAGCGAAGGAAACUCACAGACACCUUGAAGUAAAGAAAAUAAAAAGAGACUCUGCAACCAUGUCUAUGAACAUUCAAAUCAACAGCCCUAAUGUGAAGUACACAGAUACACACAUUAUGGCUCAGUACUCCUACCAGACCGCAUCAGUGCAAACAGAGGGUGACAGAGUCACAGUGACCCCGCGUACCACCGAGAUGACAUUCCGCACUGAGAGGCGUGUGCCGCGGCUUGGUGUGAUGCUGGUGGGCUGGGGAGGCAACAAUGGGACCACAGUCACAGCAGCUGUAUUGGCCAAUAAGCUGGGUCUCACCUGGAGAACCAAGACUGGAGUGAAGAAAGCGAACUACUUCGGCUCCCUCUUUCAGGCGGCUACUGUUUGCCUGGGAACAGGGCCCGAGGGCGAGUUCAACGUGCCCUUUGGUAACCUCCUACCCAUGGUGCACCCUAAUGAUAUCGUCUUUGAUGGCUGGGACAUCUCCUCAUUGGCUCUUGGCAGUGCAAUGGAGAGAGCCCAGGUUUUUGACUGGUCAUUACAAGAGCAACUGCGACCAUACAUGAGCAGCAUGAAACCCAGACCAUCCAUCUAUAACCCAGAAUUCAUCGCUGCAAACCAAGAGAGUCGUGCGGACAAUGUCCUCACUGGGACCAUGGCGGAGCAGGUGGAGCAGAUCAGAGCUGACAUAAGGGACUUCCAUCAGUCGAGCGGUGUGGACAAAGUCAUCGUUCUGUGGACCGCCAAUACUGAGCGCUUCUGUGACAUCGUACCGGGGGUCCAUGACACUGCAAAGAACCUGCUGGCUGCAAUCCAGGCUGGAGAAGAGGUUUCUCCCUCCACUCUGUUUGCAGUGGCCAGUAUACUUGAGGGUUGCGCCUACAUCAACGGCUCCCCUCAGAACACCUUUGUACCAGGAGCCAUAGAGCUGGCCGUGCAGAAAGGGGUGUUCAUUGGAGGAGAUGACUUCAAAUCCGGUCAGACCAAGAUCAAGUCAGUGCUGGUGGACUUUCUUGUCAGCGCAGGUAUCAAGCCGACCUCCAUUGUCAGCUACAAUCACCUCGGCAACAACGAUGGGAAGAACCUGUCGGCUCCAGAGCAGUUCCGCUCCAAAGAGAUCUCCAAGAGCAACGUGGUGGAUGACAUGGUCCAGUCAAACCCCAUAUUGUACCAGCCUGGGGAAAAACCUGACCACUGUGUGGUGAUUAAGUAUGUCCCCUAUGUGGGAGACAGCAAGCGUGCCAUGGAUGAAUACACUUCUGAAAUAAUGAUGGGAGGGACCAAUACUAUCGCAAUGCACAACACCUGUGAGGACUCUCUUUUAGCCAGUCCAAUCAUCCUGGACCUGGUGAUCCUGACGGAGCUUUGCCAGCGUGUGACCGUCCGGCCCCAGGGGGAGAGGGACUUCCAGUCUUUCCACAGUGUUUUGGCACUGCUCUCCUUCCUCUGCAAGGCCCCUCUAGUCCCAUCAGGCACCCCGGUCAUUAACGCCUUCUUCCGCCAGAGGGCCUGCAUUGAAAACAUCAUGAGAGCGUGCCUCAGUCUUCCUCCUCAGAACCACAUGCUGCUGGAGUACAAGCUGGAGAGAGAUUUUCUGCGUCCACAUAUGACCUACACCAGUGGCAAUGCAGCUUCUUUGAAAAAAGUUGCCCUUACCAACGGGAACCAUAAAGCUCUAACAAAUGGCUUCUGUGCACAUGUUGAUGACGCAGCGCAUGCAUUAUGAUUGCAAGUACAACACCAUGGCCCAGGAUAGAUCUGAAACGUUAAUAUAAGUGUAAAUUUACCUUGUAUAAACAGACCAAAGGCCAUCAUUGAUCAAACUUUCAUUGUGAAAUAAAAACUUAAGUAACACUGGUUUGCAGAGUCAACAAGAUACAUUUAAAAAAAAAAAAUAGGUAUUCUUCUAGUGUUUGCAUAUUAAAGAACAGCAAUAUUUGACUUACAUACAUGCAGCUUUGUCUGCCCCUAGACUACAAUCAUUUGAGUCUCCACACUUAAUAACAUUGUAAAGGCAGGCUAUUUUGUUAAAAGAUAUUUUACAGGUUGUUUUUAUUUAUUUAGAAUGAACCAUGUAUUGAAUAUCUUAUCGUCAACACAGUCAUUUAUUUUAAUUCAGGGUGCUUAUAUCUUUAUUUAAGUAGCUUUCCAUGUGUCAUACAAAUGUGAAAUACAAUUGUACGUAUGUUUAACAAACAAAUGUAAUAUUGAUCUUGCAGCUGUGAGUUUGCAUUUGAUAAAUACUGCAUUUGUGGUUUAAAUGUACAUUAGCUUGAUGGAUGAGAUGCAUCUUCUUAACUUACUGUAUUUUGUGAUAGUGUGUGUCACUGCUUUUUUGUAAACAUCUGUGUUUUAUGUGAAGCUAGAUGGAUAUAGUUUUGGUAACAUGGGCUAUCCAUAUUCAAUAAAGAUUGAAUUAGGUUUUAACGCAA